Messenger RNA from Oncorhynchus kisutch (coho salmon), 2383 nucleotides. RefSeq names its product rhomboid-related protein 2-like. The record is from RefSeq and is a predicted model, not a curated record. The coding region runs from base 374 to 1273 and encodes 299 amino acids. Gene Ontology annotation, molecular function: serine-type endopeptidase activity. Gene Ontology annotation, cellular component: membrane. The transcript has 8 exons. Lineage: Eukaryota; Metazoa; Chordata; Actinopteri; Salmoniformes; Salmonidae.
ACCGGAAGCGCAGGUAAGUUGUUGCAAAAUGCCUGCCAAGUUUGCGCUACAUUCAACUUUUUAGAUUUGCUUUUCAAGUAGUGCCGCUUCAGAGGUUUGCUUGGAAAAAGGAAGUUCCGCUGCAGGAAAAGCUAAGCGAGGUCUAUAAUUAUCUCAAGUCAUUUAUCAGAAUAGACCGUCAUUUUCCCAAAGUGCAGUUGUGAGGAUUUUACACGCCUUGGAAUAUCCGGACUGUUUUAGAAUUGCGUGAAAAUAUAAAAACAAAAGUAUUUGAACUUCCACAAUUUAUGUAUUUUAAGAUGCUAGUGGAAACGUUGAGUUGAAUAAUUUUUCACGGCAGCGCUUUCAGUUGUACGCUACAAUCUGAGGAGUGAUGGACAGAGACAUUGAAGAGCAGGACCCCCUCGCUGUAGACCCUGUUGACCGAGAUGGGAGACGGAUGGGGGAUACGGGAGGUGAUGAUGACGGGAAUAGGAAGGUUGGAUGCUGUGAGAGGUUCCAUCGCUCCAUCUCCAAGUGGAUGCUUCCGGAAGAACUCCACGAACAGUACCUGGAGCGAGCCAACUGCUGCCCCCCUCCCAUCUUCAUCAUCCUCAUCAGCAUCGGAGAGUUAGCAGUGUUUAUCUACUAUGCGGUGUGGAAGCCCCAGAAGCAGUGGGUUACCCUGGGCGAGGGCAUCUGGAACAGCCCUCUCUCCUACAAGUCUGACCGGCGAGAGGAGGCGUGGCGCUUCGUCUCCUACAUGUUUGUCCACGCUGGCGUGGAGCACAUCCUGGGCAACCUGGUGAUGCAGCUACUGCUGGGCAUCCCACUGGAGCUGGUCCACAAAGGCUUUGAAGUGGGCAUGGUCUACAUGGCAGGCGUCCUAGCAGGCUCCCUGGCCAGCUCCAUAUUUGAUCCUCUCAGUGCUUUGGUAGGGGCCUCUGGGGGGGUAUAUGCCCUCAUAGGUGGAUACUUCAUGAAUGCUGUUGUGAACUUCAGAGAGAUGAUUCCUGUCCUUGGAGUGUUUCGUAUUGGAGUGAUUGUAAUUAUUGUCGGGACAGAUGUCGGAUUCGCCCUUUACAGAAGGUUUCUUACUCACGACGUUGGCUUGAAGGUCUCGUUUGUGGCGCACAUCGGAGGAGGGGUGGCUGGGAUGACCAUUGGCUACGUGUUCUUCAGCGCCUACAACCAGAAGCUCCUGAAGGACCCGCGUUUCUGGCUCUGCAUAGUCGGCUAUGUAGUCUUCCUCUUGUUCGCUGUGCUCUUCAACAUCUUCCUUUCCCCUGCAUAAUUCCACACUACACGAAUGAAUGCGUUUUGAAUAACGGAAAUAGGGCAUUUCAGGGUCUUGGAAGGUUAUCCAAAAAAUGUAAACCUCUACUGCAGGAGAGAAGAGAUUUAAAUGGAAAGAGGGACCCCCUGUUGCUGAAGUGUAGAAUUACACACAGCACAAAUUCUCUCUGUUACAUGUUUUUUUUUUGUGAUUUUGAUAAUCAUCUCUAGGUUUUGUACUGAACUCAAUAUAUCUGUUUGUUGGUGUUACAGGUCUUUUUUUCAUGAUGUUUGUCCUGAUUGGUCAGUGAGGUAGGACAUUAUUUCCCCAAGCAGGUCCUUUCCUCCAAGUUUUAGAUUGGCCUACAAGUGAGUAUUUUCAAGCCAUCAGGAGCAGUGUGACAUCUGUUGGUGACUGGAGUGUCAAUUCAUAAACAAGCCAUGACAAUGGCCCAAUGCCAGGUUAUUGUUUCACUUCCCUGUUGACAGGAUGAGACGCUGUCUGCCAAUAGUACAUGUCAAUGUAAAUCUGCUCACACAUCCUUGGCUAAGCCUCUUUCAAUGAUCAUUUAUUGAACACAUAUUUUUAAUUUGUUUUUCUCUUUAGCUUUUUCUACUUGCCAGCAGUUUGUAAUUCGUCAGUCAGUCUGUUAGUCCUUGGGUGUUUUAGGAUGUUUGUGUACAGUGGAACAGUAGAGGGCAGCACUUUCCAUUGUAUAUUAGGCAUUUUCUAUAUCCAUUUUAAUUGUACCAGUGUGUAUUAGUCUACAUAACCUUUUAGUAAAAUGAAAAGGUCUCAACUUAAGGCCAUCUGGGUGGCACAUUUUUAUUGAAGAUAUCUUCAAAUUUUUCUCUUAAACUUAUUUGUGGUGAUAUUUGUUAGUUGGUAUCUGAAACCAAAUGGUGGUUCAAAAAAAUCUCUUAAGAAACCAAUACAUACUUUAGGUAUAUAUGUAAUUACAACUUUACCAUGUAUUUUCCAAGUAAAUCUUAGGUAGAAAGCAUAACAUUCCAAAUGUAAAUUACUUGUUUUUUAUUUGAGGCUUUUUUUUCUUCUCUUUUUUUUUAAAUCACCAGACUUGAUACUGUAUCUUCAUCACUUUUACAUGAAAUAAAUAUUUGACAUACA